AGAGAGAGAAAUUCAGAGUGCAGGAGGAAGAAAUAGCCAUGUUUUGUCUUCCAGCUAGAGGAGCGAGGGAGGAGGAAGAGAGGAAAAGGAGGGAGAGGGGAUGUGAAGAUCGUCGGUUAGUUUUUCCCUCUUGGUCAGAGCAGCUGCUUUACUCCCUCAGAUGGACAUCAGCUCUUGGACACUUUCUGCCAAGUCUCCAAUGUUACGGACACAAACCUGGUUCUCUCAGCAGAUCCCAACCUUGAAAGAAAUAAGAGUUGUGACAUUUUUAUGAGGUGGCGGUUCUUCUCUGAAAACUUGUAAGGAGGAUUAUAUAGAAGUUGUUAAUUUGUUGUUGAUCACUUCACUUGAGCUGAGACUCUCAACACUUUGGAGUUGAACUCUGGGUAUCCGGGAUGCUGGGACCCUGAACUGGGAUCAGUUUGACAGUGGAUGCUUCAGCCUGCAGAGUCUGGCGCAGCGUUCCUCUCAUCAGGCCUCACUCCUGGCACCUGGCGAAGCUAUCGGAGCCGCCCCUCUCUCCCCCUCCCCCUCCUCCAACUCCACCACCUACUCCACCCUGCCCCCCCACUGCCGACUCCCCUCCUCUCGCCCCUCCUCCUCCUCCUCUAUCUGCCAUGCAGCUCCACUCCGGCCCCUACACACUACCCUGGCACACAACUGACAACAGUGACUUGUCCUUGCAGUGGGGUCAGCUGUCCAGACCUUACUCCUCCACUGACCGAAGCAGUUCCCUGGGCUCCAUGGAGAGCUUGGACACACCGACACCCAUCACACAGCCGUUCUCUGACUCCCACAAUUCACCCGUCGACCCCAGCCUCUUCAACAACAAAAGAGACUCUGCCUACAGCUCAUUUUCUGCCAGCUCAAACACAUCCGACUACGCGGCAGUGCCACUAAGGCCCGGUGAAGCCUGCUCCAUGGAUAAUCUCCUCCAGAGCCUGGGGCCGGCUUGUCGAGGCUACCCUAGUGGUGAUACUUCAACCCUGGGGAGUUCAUCUGGUGAGGCCCCGGGUGAGGCACAGCUUAUUGCACACAAGUCCAGGUCGCUAACCAGGCCAAGAUCAAGGCCUGUUGAGGUAAAAGAGAGGCCUUCCUCCUGCUGUUAUGAAGAGGAACGGAGGGGAGGAGACUUUGAGAUCAUAAGAAAUGGAGAAAGAGGAGGUGAAAGAAAGAUGAACCCUCCUCAGCCUCCAGCCAGGAAGGACAGUUUUAGGGCAACCCGGAGUCGCCCUAAUGCCGCAAACAAACGUUGUGUCUCCGCCCCUAAUGAAAUCUCUAGUGUUGCUUUUUACCCUGAUGAAAGCAAGUCCUCUCUCAAUGUUGUAUCAGGAAUUCAUAACGGCUUCCCUGGACCAAAAGAAGGUGACAAAACUGGGAAUUUCAAAGAGGAUACAUUAGACUCGCACUAUAUACAAAGACAGACUAAGGACAUUAGACAUGUCAGAUGUGAUACUAGUGCUAAUAAAGACUACAGUUCAGACACCACCUCAGAUCAUCUCUCUGACCCAGUGACAGCAUCUCUAGUCCCCAUAACCUCCUCUCUUCCUGGCUCCUCACCUGCAGAAUCCUCUAUGGAGGGUCAAGGGCAGUCUCAAAUCAUGCACUCCCAGACCAAGCUCUCCUCUACGGGGCUGCACCGGAACAGCGCCCCUGAGAAGCUCCUCGCUACACAACUCCAGUUAUUGCAGUUUGACAGUGACAGCUCUUCAUUGGAGCCUUGCAAUCCGUUAAACCCUCCUGAUCGCUCCUUGUCAUCUUGCAGCAGCCAGUGGUCCCAUUCAUCACUCCAGCCCCCAAGGGAAGACCAGGAAGCUCCUCACAACCACCUGCAUGCCUCAGCAAACAAAUGGGGUGGCAGCCGUUGUUCCACCCCAGGAUCUGUUUUCUUGGAAGGGGAGGAUGUUCGAGGAUCGUUUGAGAGGCUGGAAGGGAUGGGUGUAAAUGGUGGGCCCUUUCCCCCAACUGAGAAUCACCACCCUUGGGGCCGCUCUGUGAGCGUACCAGGGAACCCCACUGGAACGUCAACCCAGGGAAGGUUGAGCUCUGACCUUAUACAAGAGAAAGAUUUUGAGCCUCUUAGUGCUGCUGCGAGUGUGGAUACCUUACUGGAGGAGCAGAAAGCAGUGGACAGUGGCAGAAGUGGAGGUAAAAAAGAGGAGGUUGUAGGAGGAGAGGCAAAUCUGAAGAAGUCAAAUUCGUCCAGGAACCAUCGUCGGAACCGUCGUCGUAGUGAGCGAUUUGCUACCAACCUCCGCAAUGAGAUCCAGAGGAAAAAAGCCCAGCUUCAAAGCAGCCAUGGCCCAGGAGGGUUGCUCUGUAGUGGGGAAACUGUUCAGGAGGAAGAGGGUCCAGACCUCAAUGAGGAAGGGGCAGACCCAGACUUGCCUGCCCAGGAAAGGAGAACCAAAGUUGCAUUUUCCUCCCCUGUUGGUCCCCAAGAUGCCAGCACCACAGCACCACUCGAGAAAUCAAGCACCUCAAGGGAAUCAAACCACGAUGUCUUGCAGACUCAAUCUCAGUCAACAACCUGCUCUCAAAACAACAACCCAUCCAGGUCUGUUCAAAUUGUGGACCCAGGAGUGCCCAAUUUUGGUGUUGGCAUCCGAGUUGUGGAGGAACCAGCUCCUGCUGGCAAAGCCCGCCGCUGGCGUUGGACCCCCGAGCAUAAACUCCAACCAGAACCCAAACUAGACCGACGGUGUGGAGUCGUGGGUGAGAGAGUGUUGGGAGUCAUAGGGUCACAGCAUGGGGUUUGUGCCUUCACCUCCUCAUACACUUCCUCAUACAGCCGUUCUGCUUCCUGUUCUCGGAUGGAGGAGUCUGAUCUACUUCCAUUUGCAGAUAGAAUGAAGUUUUUCGAGGAGACAAGCAAGGGUAUGUCCGGAUCAAAUGUCUCAAAUCUGUCAAGUCGCAGGCAGAAGAAACCCCCCCAGCAUCUGGAGUUCCAGGGGGAGCUCGGUCAGCACCCAGCCCAAAGAAGAUACUCCUACCAGGGGGGAAUUCAGCAAGAAACCGCACUGCUUCCAAACACUGUGGAAGCCAGGAGGCUGUCUGUGAGUACCAGCAGAGAGAGGCAGAAAGAGAAGGAGAGGGAACAAGCGAGAGAAAGGGAGGAGAGGGCAAAGGAGAGGAACGAGAGGUUGAGAGAAAGGGAGAGGCAGCAGGAGAAGGAAAGACAGGAGAGGGAAUUAGAAAUUGAGAGGGCAAGGUUGGGGGAGAUUCAGCAGGAGAGGGAACGAGAGGACAGGGUGAGACAAUGGGAGAGGGAAAGUGAGGAGAAGCAGCUUGAUUUGGAGAGAGAAAAAGAGAUGGAGAGGGCCAGAGACAAGGAACGUCUCAAGAAAGAAAGAGAGAAAGAGCUUCAGAGAGAAAGAGAGAAGGAAAAAGAAGAAGAUGCUCAACUCACCUCACAUCAGGACCUUCAUACCAGUUCUGAAAUCGGAGAAAAAAAUCAAGGCUUCCAGCACAGUGACAGCUACCACAACUCCCAGCCUAAGCCUCAGGUGUUCCCCCAUAGCCAAACCCUGAAUCAAGUCCCACGAUCAGCUUUUUAUCCAGUCAACACCUCUUCCCAGCCCCUGGAUAGCAAACAGCCUCUUCACCAGGGAUACACAGGAAGGAGCUACACACCUACAGAGACGUAUCCCGCCCGGCAACAGGAAACGACCAAGCUCAACAGGAAGUACAGCCUGACUGAGAGGGACUACGCAAGCUGGAGACGUGAGUCCAGACCUCCAGAGACCAUUAAUCAGUAUCAUCAGCACCCCUACCAGAGUCGAUGGGGCCCCAGACAGGUUGACAGCGGCAACGAUGACCACAACGGAUACACAUUUGCUCCCCCACCGGUUCCUCUCUCACUCAGAGGACGAGCCAUGUCCGAAAAUGACCUCCGCUUCGACAGCAGCAACCGCUGGUCGCCAUCGAUUUCUGUUGCAACCAGCCAGACCCUGAGCGAGGUGGAGGAAGGAGCUGGCGGCGUCAGGGCAGUAGAAGCUGCCAACUCUGCCCGGCUAAACAGGAAGAAGAUGCCACCUCCCCCGAGACCACCGCCCCCGAAGUGGGAGCAGUUCCACCGCAGACGUGCUUCUCACCACAAUUUGUUUUCCUCCUCCUCUUCUACUGCUCCUCACUCAAUCCCUCCCUCCUUCAACACCUUAGAAGGACACUAUUCAAAUCACUCCUCCUCGCACAUCUCUCAACUUGAAAUGUCCAGGCAGAGGUCCUACAGUCUUCCUCCAGAGAGGCAGGAAGUGUCGGAUGGCUGCCCGCGCUGCAGCUGCGGCCAAAUUCAAACCCAGGAACGCACAUUUCCCCACGCCUCUUCCAACCAGAAUCAACCACACACGCAGGAACCGCACAUCUCCCACGCCUCGUCCAAUCAGAAUCAGGUUAAUUUCCAGGAUCGGGCGUUUACUGUUGCUCCGCCCAGUCCUAUGUUUUCCCGGAGGGCAUUCAGACCGGUGGCUCUGCCCCAAAGAGAGAGGGACCCGAGGAGCACAUAUGACGGACAGCAGGAGAGAGAGGAGGUUUUAUCGUCUCUACCUCCACCACCACCGACAGAUAACAGUGUGAGCAGUUUAUCUGAGAUGACCGUCAGCCACAGCCCCGACCAGGAAAGAGUAACAGUGAAGCCUCACAAACAUCAGUCCAACAUGAGACCAGGAGCCGAGUGGGAGAGGGCUCCGUCUCCCAGAGUUCAUAGCGACUCAACUCCUGCACCUGUCUUAGAAAACGGAGGCGUCGAACAGGUUUUACCUCCUGAAUCCUACUUCGCCCUCGACUACGAGCAGCAGCAACAGCAGCUCCGUAUGAACAGAGGCUUUCAGAGCGUCGAUCUGCAGAAGAUCCCCGAGCCUGGAACAGAAUCAGAGACGACCCUCAGCCCAAGUCCUGCACACAGCCUGGACGCAGACUUGGACGUCCCAAUGGAAACAGACAUUGAUGAUUUCCAGGAAGACGAGGGACUUCCAGCAGAGGACGAGCCGAUCACCAGUGAGCUCCCAUGCUUCGCGCUGCCGGUUACCGUCCUGGAGACGGACAUCGACACCGUACCGGUCUCCGAUGCCUCGCCGUCGAGCAGGACGAGGGCAGAGAGCAGCUCUCUGGAGGAGGAGAUGGAGGCGGGGGAGAGCAGCAGAGAGAGGCUGAGCCUGGAGGAGCUCUUCCCCCACAGCAGUGAGGGAGAGUCGGGCACAGAGAGCUGGAGAGGAGCCUACCAAAGCACAGAGCACAACACCGACAGCUUGGAUAGGCGGUCUGGUGCGAGCUCCAGCUGUUCCUCUUAUUACAGCACGUCGGCAGCCAAAGCUCAGCUCCUGUCGCAGAUGAAGGACUUCACUGAUAACAGAGAGAGGGACGAGGACGACGAGUUGACGUACAAGAAACAGCUGAUGGAAAGCCUCCGUAAGAAGCUGGGAGUGCUGAGAGAAGCUCAGAGGGGACUGCAGGACGACAUCAGAGCCAACGCACAGCUGGGAGAGGAGGUGGAGAGUAUGGUGGUGGCGGUGUGUAAGCCCAAUGAGGUGGACAAGUUCCGCAUGUUCAUCGGUGAUCUGGACAAGGUGGUCAGCCUGCUGCUGUCGCUGUCUGGGAGGCUGCUGAGAGUUGAGACCACACUAGACACACUGGACCCCGAGACAGAGCACCAUGAGAGGCUCCCCCUGCUGGAGAAGAAGCGUCAGCUCAUGAGGCAGCUGUCUGAGGCUCAGGACCUGAAGGACCACGUUGACCGCAGAGAGCAGGCCGUCAGCCGGGUGCUGGCCCGCUGCCUCUCCCCUGAGCACCACAGAGACUACAGCCACUAUGUGAAGAUGAAGGCCGCCCUGCUGGUGGAGCAGAGGCAGCUGGAGGACAAGAUCCGGCUGGGAGAGGAGCAGCUGAGGGGGCUAAGGGAGAGCCUGGGGUUGGGGCUGGGAAUUGGAAUAGGAAUGUCGAUGGGAUACGGACAUUAUUAAAAAAACAAACACUAAAGAGAUGAAGGAGCAGGGCUUGGAGUCGCGUUAAGUCUGAGUCAGUUUCAAGGCGACAAGUCAAGAGGCAAAGAGGAUCGAGACAAAACAAUGACUCGAGUCCAGUUUAAGAUUUGAAAGAGGUAGUAAACAUGCAGUGUACAUGAUUGUAAAAACAUUUAUUUACAGAGUUUCUUAAGGGAAUCAUUUCACGUUUCGGAAAAUAUGCUUGUGCACUUACUUGCCACUCGUUAGAUGAUAAAUAUUGAUACCACUCUCAGUUCACUGGCUCCGUCCAGAAGUAACAUAAUCUGCCUGCCAAACCUCUAAAACUCACAACUGUUAUGUUGACUUCCUGGAGUGUUUGUGCUAAACUAAGCUAAGCAUUGCCUGUCUGUAGCUUCAUAUUUAAUCUUCCAGAAUGUCAAACAAAUCCUUUAAGGAUCAUCAGACCUGUAGAUCCAGAAGCUCAAGGACCAAACUAACAGCUCAAAAACCCUGGAAGCUGUUGUGGGUAGGCAAGUAGGGAAAAUUUGACUCCAACACUCAAUGAAGACCAGAACCGAGGCACUUGUCCAAGGUGUCAAACAGAAAAACAGACUGGACUUGAGUGCUAAAGCCCAGGAAGAAAGUUGAGCGUGGGCUCACAGAACCCCCGAAAACUACCGUCUUCAGAAAUACACCAGAAACGUAUCGAAAGCCGAGAGCACGUUGAUGGUUAGAGGACAAUGGAUUUGGACAAUACUGAAGCCUUUGUUUGUGAACAUAGGACAACAAGAGGAUGUUUUCCCCUAAUUUCACCCAAGCGAAAGACUGAAACUCGAGCGAGGACUCAUGAUGAGGUUAUCACUUAACUAAGAAUGUAAAAAUAAAGCCUGAUAACCACAUUUUACUUUCUGUGGCCAAAGGAAGGACUUUAUACUCUCUGCCUCACAUGAUGUGCCGGAAACACAUACUGUACUUACACUACAAUUAUUCUAACCAGUAUCACACUACGUUUGCCAAAGACAUUUUCGCUUAAUGAAUGUGUCACUCAGACGCUGCUUUAUUUUGUAUGUUUUCUUCUUUUGUAUUUAAAUCUCCUGGUUCAGAGAAUUGAAGGAGACAUUUUUUUCUGGUGCUUCAAACUAAAAGAAACUGUGUUUUCUGUUAACAACACUAAAGUCAAUAUUGUCAGAUGCCAUUUGCUGCGUUAUUAACUGCCUUUUGGAAGUUCACUAACCGUGUAACUUCUCUUUUUGUGUUCACCUUUGUUGCUGGCUGACACUUGCCUUCAGUGAUACAUAUACUGUAUUAUCUACUGUUAUAUCAUCAUAUCACUUUGUAUUCCUGUUACUGUAAUGUCUGUGGCUGUUUCACUGUGUGGGGUUUGACACUCCACCGACUCCUUAUACUGUCACAUAAUAACUGUUAUGUACAGAAGACACUUGUGUUCAUAAUGUAUACGAUGUGUAUAUAGUGAUUGUGAUGUAAUGAAAAGACUGGAAUUGGUUGUAAAAAAAUUGGUUGUAAAAGAUGAACGAAAAGACCGGGAAGAAUCAACGUUUACUGUAUAUUUUGAUGGGGAAUGAAUCUCAUGGAGAGUUCGGUUUGACAGGAAGCCAGAGUUGCAGUUUUUUUUUUUUUUUUUUGUGAGCUUGUUUUCAAAAUGUUGUUUGCCAAGUUGACAUUUAAUGUGUGUCUUUAAUAUUUACAGUACUUUAAAGAACGCUUAUUAGCAUUCCUGUUGAGAGUUAGAUGGGAAGAUUGACACCAGUCUGUACGGUGAGUAUAUGGCUACAGCAAGCAGCCGGUUAGCUUAGCUUAGCAUAAAAAUUGGAAAGCCUGGCUCUGUCCAAAGUCAACAAAAUCCACCAGCACCUCUAAAGCUCCCAAAUUAACACGUUGUAUCUUGCUUGUUUAAUCCGUACAAAAACAAAAGUGUAAGUGGCAGGCUAGCAGUUUAAGCUAGCCUUUUUGUCAUGAACAGCCAGCCCUCUGUUGUUUUUACACUUGUUUCUAUUAACAUCACUUAAAUAUUGUGGUCAUUUGCAGCAUUAUUAACACAACAACACAGCAGCAGGUUAGCUGUAGACUUUAGUUUUUGUAUAAAUUAAACAAACGAGAUGUUAAAUGGUGAGCUAGAGCUAAAAGAGGUGCUGGUACAUGUAGGUGGAUGCUAACCUUUGCAGCCAGGCUAGUUUUCCCCCCUCUGUUUCCAGUCUUAAUGCUAAGCUAAGUUGUAUCAAAUGUUCUCAUCUAAAUCUCUGCAAGAGUACAAAUAAGUGCAUUUCCCCAAAACGUCAAACUAUUCCUUUACGACUUAUAGUUUGAAGUGCCAAACACAUAGAUUUUCCUAAUUUGUGACACAUUGACUGUACUGAAACACAGGAUUUAAACACAUUCCUGCUUGUAAAGUUAAUAAUCCACCAUCACAAAUCUUAAAUAACAGACACCUGCUUUUUGCUGUUUCCUGCAUUUAUCUUGUGAUUUGUGAUCUUGCCAAAAAGUCUCCCACACUUUAACUGGUAUCCUAACCUUUGGACAGGUUUUACACAGUUUAGCACUGCUUGCUUUUCUGAGUAAAUCAAAUACAGAAAGAACAAACAAAAACUGCAGCUCAACAAGAGAUUAGAGGGAUUUGGAAGAGGAAAUGUGUAUAUUUUGGCUGUUGAGUGAAAAUACAGACACUUCUAAUACUUAAUCAGUUUCACCGGUUAACUCUUGCUCUGGUAAUAAGCAGCAAAUCUGCAGUUUAAAGUUUAUUAAAAGUUACAGUUUUACACUUGUUUUUCCUCAUUUCCUUAGUUUCUCUCAGACGAUUCAUGCUGUUUUAUUACCAAACAACCCUGAAUUUAAGAUGUCCACACACACUUGCUCUCUGUUGUACAUGUUUUGUGUAUUCUUGUACUAAUACAGCCAUUUUUAUAACACUUAUCGACUUGACAAGAGAGGACCAAGAGUUGCUUGUUGGACCAGUAAGAGAGUAUAUUUCUUCUGUUCAUGUUUUCCUAUGUAAUUUUGAUUUAUUACAAAACCCUUUUUUGUGUGUAAAAGUGCAUUACAAAUUGUGUAACUGCGUGAACACUCUUGAGGAAAAGUACCAUAAAUAAUAAUAAUAGUAUUUUAAACUAG
Molecule: messenger RNA, 9065 nt
Organism: Micropterus salmoides (largemouth bass)
Lineage: Eukaryota; Metazoa; Chordata; Actinopteri; Centrarchiformes; Centrarchidae
Gene: shroom4
Product: shroom family member 4
Exons: 11
Coding region: 618-5957 (1779 amino acids)
Biological process (GO): actin filament organization
Cellular component (GO): adherens junction; apical junction complex; cortical actin cytoskeleton
Molecular function (GO): actin filament binding
Source: RefSeq, a predicted model, not a curated record